Molecule: messenger RNA, 651 nt
Organism: Penicillium odoratum
Lineage: Eukaryota; Fungi; Ascomycota; Eurotiomycetes; Eurotiales; Aspergillaceae
Product: putative SNF7 family protein (Cta1)
Exons: 2
Coding region: 1-651 (216 amino acids)
Biological process (GO): vesicle budding from membrane; late endosome to vacuole transport via multivesicular body sorting pathway
Cellular component (GO): multivesicular body
Source: RefSeq, a predicted model, not a curated record
AUGAACCGCCUAUUCGGCACCAAGAGUACGGCUCCUAAGCCCACUCUAGAUGGUGCAAUCAGCAAGGUUGACGACCGCGUCGCUAGCAUCGAUGUGAAGCUUUCCGCCCUUAACGUCGAACUCUCAACAUACCAAGCCAAACUCUCCAAGAUGCGCGAUGGGCCCGGCAAAAAUGCUCUUCGUCAAAAGGCCCUGAAAGUUCUGCAGCGCCGCAAGCAAUACGAAGGGCAACGUGACCAGCUCUCUCAGCAAUCGUGGAACAUGGAGCAAGCAGGCAUGAUGCAAGAUAACCUCAAGAACGUGAUGACCACUGUCGACGCCAUGAAGACGACUACCAAGGAACUAAAGAAACAGUAUGGCAAGGUGGACAUUGACAAGAUCGAGCGCAUGCAAGAUGAGAUGGCGGAUUUAAUGGAGGUGGGCAAUGAGAUCCAGGAGAGCAUUUCUCGGGCGUAUGAUUUACCUGAGGAGGUUGAUGAGGCGGAUUUGGAUGCUGAGCUGGAGGCGCUUGGGGAAGAGUCGAUGUUUGACACGGGAAUUGGAGAGGAUGCGAUGCCAAGUUUCUUACAAGACGAGGUUGCGCCGCCGCAGUUUAUUGAUGAGCCACCAGAGCAGGCGAAGGUCAAAGAGGCUGCUGGCGGUCUUGGAUAA